AUGGCCGCGAAGUCGGAUGGAGGAGCGGCAGCCGCCGCCUGCUCCCCGUCGUCGGUGCUGCGCCGGGAGGGCUCCUCUGAAGGCGGCGGCGGCGGUGGCAGCUGCGGCGGGAGCCUGGCGCGGGGGUCCCGUCGGGCCCCGCUGCCGCCGCCGCCGCUGCCCAACCCCGGGCCGGGGAGCCCCGCCGCCGCCGCCGCCGCCGCCGCCCCCUCGCUGCUGCCCGGCCGCGAGUACAGCCUGCUGGACUGCUGCUGGGUGCUGGGCGCCCUGCUGGUCUUCUUCUCCGACGGCGCCAGCGACCUGUGGCUGGCCGCCGACUACUACCUGCGGCGCCAGUACUGGUGGUUCGGCCUGACGCUGCUCUUCGUGCUGCUGCCCUCGCUGGUCGUGCAGCUGCUGAGUUUCAGGUGGUUCGUCUACGACUUCUCGGCGCCCGCCCGCGCCUCGCCGGGGCCGGCCGCGGCCGCCUUCAGCACCAAGGACAGCUGCGCCGGCACCAAGGACAGCGCCCGCGCCGGCCCAGCGCCAGCCGCCCCGCCGCCGCCGCCGCCUCGGGCUUCCCCCGGCGGCCCGCAGCAGCAGCAGCAGCAGCAGGGAGCCCGCGGCUGCUGCCGCCUCUGCGUCUGGACCCUCCAGUUCCUCAUCCACCUCCUGCAGCUCGGGCAGGUCUGGAGGUACCUGCGGACCCUGUACCUGGGUCUCCAGAGCCGCUGGCAGUCGGAGCAUCGCCGGCGCCAUUUCUACUGGAGGAUGAUGUUCGAGAGCGCGGACAUCAGCAUGCUGCGGCUCCUGGAGACCUUCCUCAAGAGCGCCCCACAGCUGGUGCUGCAGCUGAGCAUCAUGGUCCAGCAGAACCGGAUCGAGCCUCUGCAGGGUCUCUCAGCUUCUGCCUCGCUGGUGUCUCUGGCUUGGACUCUUGCCUCUUACCAGAAGGUGCUUCGGGACUCCCGGGAAGAUAAGCGGUCCAUGUCCUACAAAGGGGCGGUGGUGCAGAUCCUCUGGCACCUGUUCACCAUCGCGGCCCGUGCCAUUGCCUUCGCCCUCUUUGCCUCCGUGUUCCAGCUCUACUUUGGCAUCUUCAUUGUCACCCACUGGUGCAUCAUGACCUUCUGGAUCAUCCAAGGUGAGACAGAUUUCUGCAUGUCCAAGUGGGAGGAGAUCAUCUACAACAUGGUGGUGGGCAUCAUCUAUAUCUUCUGCUGGUUCAACGUCAAGGAAGGCCGCAGCCGGUGCCGCAUGUCCAUCUAUUACAUCAUCACCUUGUCCGAGAACGCGGCCCUGACGGGGCUCUGGUACUGGUGCCGGGACCAGAAGGUGGUCGUCGAAUUCAACGCCUUAAUCAUUGUCUGCGUCGUCACCUCCAGCUUCGCCUUAGGUGUCUUCUUCAUGUUCAUCUACUACUGCCUCUUGCACCCCAACGGAACCAUUUUUGGCCCCCAGAGCACAGGCUGCAUAUGCAGCGAGGAGCCCACGGCUGUCCCCUGUGCCCCAGGGGCCCCCGCGGAUGUCAUCACCAGCCCCCCGCGCUCCUUGCCGAGGACUACAGGGGCUGAGAGGGAGGGGUUGCCCGGGGACAGAGACAGCUGCGUGCCGGUCUUUCAGGUCAGGCCGAGCGUGCCCCCAACCCCCGUUGCCCGCGCCCCACGGACAGAGGGUCCUGUCAUUCGCAUCGACCUGCCGCGGAAAAAAUACCCAGCCUGGGAUGCCCAUUUCAUUGACAGGCGCCUCCGCAAAACCAUUCUGGCCCUGGAGUACACCUCCCCGGCGACGCCGCGCCUGCAGUACCGCAGCAUGGGGGCAUCUCAGGAGUUGCUGGAGUACGAGACCACGGUGUAGAGUGGCCAGGAGCCACGAGGAGCUUGAGCGUGGCGCUGCAGCGGGGGCCCCUCCUUGAGCCGGGGGCCGUCCCUGGCUUCUGCGCAGCCGGAGCGAGCUGGCCUGGGGUUCCGGCCCCACUGCCUCCGGGGCCAGGUGGCGGCCGCCCGAGAAGCAGCCGGCCCUCCCGCCUCUUGUUAGCCAUUUUUGGUUGAUCAUUCCUCCUUCACAUAGCACUGACGACGACUCCUGUCCCCCCCCCCUUGUGCUGCCCCCCUCCUCUUGCAGAUGGGCUCGGGGAAGCCGCCCCCCUGGUGCUAUUUUCCCUCGACAGGUUGCCGUGGUAGGUUUUGCCGCACGACCACCUCUCUCCCUGGGGCAGGCUGUGCUGGUUCUCCUCCAGCCCCAGGCCCCACGUCACCAUCAGGCUCCGAAAGAGGGGACACGACCCCAACCACCCAACCACCCAUCCGCAAAGGAGGCUGCAGCCUCCCCUGAAAUACCUCACCUGUAACCUGAGCCCAGAGAGCGAAGGCCUCUUGAACCAGUGGAUUUUGUUCCCUCCGGUCAUCAGAGCGUGCAUGAAGCUGAGAGCAUCCGUUGUGGGCGGGCCGCGGAGUUGAUCACGGUACCAAGGGGAGCAUUUGAGAGACGAAAGAUGGCGGCCUGGGGGACAAGAGGGAGGGACGGCAGGGCUGGGGGACCUGCUCACUGGCUGCUGUGUGACCGGUGCUGGUGCCUGCAGGGUUUGGUGUGAGAGGUUGGGGAGGUUUGCACAAUGGUGGCUGGCCAUCUCCCCAGCACGAGAUCAGGUUCAAGGAUCAGACAGCCCUUCCUCUUCUCCAUCACAUCCCAGCCCCCUUGUUCUGACCCUCAAGUCCUCCUCUUUUGUGGACCUGGGCAGCUUUGGAAUCUAAGCAAAGAGAUCCCCAGAGAGAGAGAGAGAGAGACAUUGAGGAAUAGCUAGUAGAUGCUCAUCCUAACGAGCCAGGACGGGCCACCUAACGAGGCACCGCUGCCUCUGGUUCCCAGCAGCUCCCUUUGUGCCUCUUUGAAGAGAGCUGCAUUGCCUGCAGGCUGGCCAUUCCUCAGGUAGAGCUGUGCAGGCUCUGCUCAGCUCUACCUGAGGAAUGGCCAGCCUGCAGGCAGCAACACUCUUUUUAAUGCCAGAA
Molecule: messenger RNA, 2987 nt
Organism: Hemicordylus capensis (graceful crag lizard)
Lineage: Eukaryota; Metazoa; Chordata; Lepidosauria; Squamata; Cordylidae
Gene: XKR7
Product: XK related 7
Exons: 3
Coding region: 1-1836 (611 amino acids)
Biological process (GO): phosphatidylserine exposure on apoptotic cell surface; apoptotic process involved in development; engulfment of apoptotic cell
Cellular component (GO): plasma membrane
Source: RefSeq, a predicted model, not a curated record